GAAUAUCAUGAAGUAGCCUGUGUUUCUAAUCUCUAGCUAUUCAUCUGUUUCAUAAAUUCCGUUUGGUCACAAUAUAAAAACUAAAUUUACUUUUCGCGAAUACUUUCACUAUGCAAAGAACCAAUAACUACAAAAGCUUCAAAAUCUUCUUCAAGAGCGUUCCAUGUCGUUCAUAUCCCGAUUGCAAAAAUGGUAAAGGCAAAGGCAUAAAGGCCAAGUUGGCAAAGAAAAUUCCUAUAGAACGUGAAAAGUUUUUGGGUAUAAAGUGUCUGCACGGCCAGAAAAUAAUUGGCCAGAUCAGUGUUAAUAGCGUAAUUGGAGGAAUGCGAGGACUGCCACUUUUGUUUUGCGAGACAUCGAGCUUGGACAAGAACAAGGGUAUUUAUUACCGUGGAAAACUGCUUAAGGAUGUGUGUGCCAAACUGCCACGGGUGCAAGAGGGCACACAAGAGGGCACUCCCGAGGGAUGUUUCUUCCUGCUGACCACCGGAUUGAUGCCCACGAAGAAGGAGGCGCAGGAAGUGACCAAGGAGUGGCUGAAGCGGGGCUCAGUUCCGCGCUACUGCCUCCGUAUGAUUGACUCCAUGGACAAGCGGGUGCAUCCGAUGGCCCAGUUGUGCGCCGCCAGUGCCUGUCUCAAUCCGCAGAGCCAGUUCGUCGAGGCUUACACCAAAGGGGCGCGGCGUGCAGACUACUGGAAAUACGCCUACGAGGAUUCAAUGAACCUCAUCGCCAUGCUGCCCACCGUGGCGGCUUCCAUCUAUGCUAACGUGUUUAAGGAUGGCGAAGGUUCACGGGAGGUCAACCAUAAGGAGGACUGGUCCGGCAACUUCUGUCGCAUGCUUGGGCUACCCGAAAAGGAUUUCGUUGAUCUUAUGCGGCUCUAUAUGAUCCUGCAUGCAGAUCAUGAGAGCGGCAAUGUUUCCGCCCAUGCUUGCCACCUAGUCGGAACGGCGCUCAGCGAUCCCUUCCUGUCUUUCUCGGCCAGCAUGUGCGGCCUGGCUGGGCCACUUCAUGGUUUGGCCAAUCAGGAAGUGCUGGUUUGGCUGACAAAGCUUAGGAAGGCUAUUGGCGAUGACCCCUCGGAUGAAGAGCUAAAGAAGUUCAUCGACGAUACGUUGAAAGGGGGGCAGGUCAUUCCCGGCUAUGGACACGCCGUCCUUCGAGACACCGAUCCCAGGUUCGUCCUGCAGAACGAGUUUGCCAUGAAGCACUGCAAGGAUGAUCCGGGCGUAAAGCUGGUGACGCGCCUGUGGAAGAUCAUACCAGAGGUGCUUAAGAAGCUCAACAAAGUGGCGAAUCCUUAUCCAAACGUCGAUGCCCAUUCGGGCGUCCUGCUGCAACACUACUGCCUAAAGGAGCUGAAGUUCUACACAGUUCUUUUCGGAGUUUCUCGGGCGCUGGGAGUUCUGUCCCAGCUGAUUUGGUCCAGGGCUUUGGGAGCCCCAAUUGAGAGACCAAAGUCAUUUUCCUCCACCGAGAUCUGCAGAUUCAUCAAUGAAGCGGACAAAAAGGCAGGAAAAAAGAACAAUAAGAAAAAGUGCUAAAGAACUGAGAUAACAGCCGAUGUUUGUAUGUGCAAUAAAAAUUCAAAUAAAAAUUAGAAAAAGAUAUUCCUGCUGUAGUCAUAUUUAAUAUGAAUGCGUUUGACAUGCUGUAAUUGGCUUGAGAUACUCACAUCUGGCAUUUUAUAUCUGAGUAUGAUAUAAGAGA
Drosophila mauritiana is the source of this 1713-nucleotide messenger RNA. Its product is annotated as probable citrate synthase, mitochondrial. The record is from RefSeq and is a predicted model, not a curated record. Gene Ontology annotation, biological process: tricarboxylic acid cycle; carbohydrate metabolic process. The transcript is spliced from 5 exons. Lineage: Eukaryota; Metazoa; Arthropoda; Insecta; Diptera; Drosophilidae. Bases 111 to 1547 code for a protein of 478 amino acids. Gene Ontology annotation, cellular component: mitochondrial matrix.